GCGGCCAGGAGGAGGCGGCGCAAUUCCGGCCUGCAGGCUCCCAUGGCGGCGGCGUGGCUGAGGGGCGCAGAGGCCUCCGCGCGGGCCCUGAGGGGCGCCUGGGGGCCGCUGGGCGCGGGCCGUGGCUUCCGGAGCAGCGCCGCCCUGGAGAAGUGCCAAGCGGGCCGCGUCCGGCCUCGGAAGGGGAACCAUCCGGUGACGUACCAGGAGGCCCACCCGCCCCACUACAUCGGCCACCGCAAGGGGUGGCUCUCCCUGCACACCGGAAACCUGGAUGGGGAGACCGAUGCAGCGGAGCGCACGCUGGAGGACGUCUUCAUCCGCAAGUUCAUCUUGGGCACCUUCCAUGGCUGCCUGGCGGAUGAGAUCGUGCUGAAGCGCCGGGCCAACGUGGUGAUCAUCUGCGCCAUCCUCCUCCAGAGUCUCCCCCCCCAUAAGAUUUACUUCCUGGUGGGCUACACGGAGGUGCUGCUUUCCUUCUUCUACAAGUGUCCCGUUAAGAUAGAGCUGCAGACCAUAUCGGAGAGGAUCAUUUACAAACACCUCUAAUCCUGGCUGAGCUUGGCGUAGGAAGAUGCUCCAUACUGGACCCAGCGGGGAUUUCUUGCUUCUCUUUGUCCUGGAACAGGCUGGUGUUUUCCAGACACGGGCGUCUCCUCCAGAGACUGGGAAAUAGAUGGAAGCACCCAGAGAUAGGAGAAAUCUUGUCGAUUAUUAGAUUGCUGAAAUGCAAACAAGGAAUAUUUGUCCCUA
Notechis scutatus (mainland tiger snake) is the source of this 753-nucleotide messenger RNA. It is a transcript of the gene MRPS24, whose product is annotated as mitochondrial ribosomal protein S24. Lineage: Eukaryota; Metazoa; Chordata; Lepidosauria; Squamata; Elapidae. Gene Ontology annotation, cellular component: mitochondrion. The record is from RefSeq and is a predicted model, not a curated record. Gene Ontology annotation, biological process: translation.